ACGCCAUCUCUGGCAAAACUGGAAGUAGAGAGAGGAUCAGCUGCGGAUCGAUAGCCGGUAUUUCGCGAUAUCUUUUUCGUCUUUCGUCUCUGUCAACGCCGAACGCAUACAUACAUAUAUGUCGAUACUGUCUCGUCUGGUCCCACAUUUUGCGCAAUCAGUUCGUAGAAAUCAAACGAUUUUGUUCGAAAACGUGAGACACGCUACGACUAUGGCAAAAAAGUCGGCACUGCUGUUGCUCGCCGAAGGUUCCGAGGAGAUGGAAGCUGUAAUAACCACGGACGUUUUACGACGAGCCGGGAUCAACGUUACUGUCGCCGGUCUCGGCGAAGGGCCGUGCAUCAAGUGCAGUCGUGACGUGAAAAUACGUGCCGACAUGCAACUUCAGGACGCGAUUAAUCAAAAGUACGACGUUGUCGUAUUGCCCGGUGGUUUGGGUGGCUCAAAGGCCUUCAUAUCAUCUGCAGAAGUGGGAAAGUUGUUGCAACAGCAAGAAAAAGAAGGCAGAUUGAUCGCUGCUAUUUGUGCAGCACCGACUGCACUCAAGGCUCACGGUAUCGCGAAAGGGAAAAAGCUCACGUCUUAUCCUGCGAUGAAAGAUGAUUUGGUGAACGAUUACGAAUAUGUGGAGGACAAAGUUGUAGUCGACGGUAACUUGAUCACCAGCAGAGGCCCGGCAACCGCGUUUGCUUUUGGUCUAGCCAUUGCGGAGAACUUGGUUAAUAAGCAAACCGCUGAUGACGUGGCAAAAGCUAUGCUGUACAUAGCAUAAUAAAGAACAGUUCCUUCCUUACACAACA
Molecule: messenger RNA, 800 nt
Organism: Ceratina calcarata
Lineage: Eukaryota; Metazoa; Arthropoda; Insecta; Hymenoptera; Apidae
Product: protein dj-1beta
Exons: 3
Coding region: 119-772 (217 amino acids)
Biological process (GO): response to oxidative stress; glyoxal metabolic process; glycolate biosynthetic process
Cellular component (GO): nucleus; mitochondrion; cytoplasm
Source: RefSeq, a predicted model, not a curated record